This is a messenger RNA of Zasmidium cellare ATCC 36951, 1758 nucleotides long. RefSeq lists its product as uncharacterized. Gene Ontology annotation, molecular function: transmembrane transporter activity. The transcript is spliced from 4 exons. NCBI's taxonomy places the organism in Eukaryota, Fungi, Ascomycota, Dothideomycetes, Mycosphaerellales, Mycosphaerellaceae. The coding region runs from base 1 to 1758 and encodes 585 amino acids. The record is from RefSeq and is a predicted model, not a curated record. Gene Ontology annotation, biological process: transmembrane transport.
AUGGACACCGUCGAUCGCGACCUGGAAGCAGCAGAAUGGGACGCUCAGCAAGAUGUCGCCAGUCAUUCACCUGGAGCUAAAACACUGCACGAGGGCGUGCAACAGACAACGAACGGAAGACCAGUCGAGAAUUUGAUCAAGGCCAGGACUACUGGUAGUCAUUACAGUCAUUUGAACAGGCCUGCCACACGUCGUCUACAACAUCAAUAUACUGUUGGAUCAUACCGAGAUCCAGUGCCACGAGAAGACUGGCCAACCUUCGGCGACAGGAGGCCUUGCCCUCCGGCAAUCGACAAUGAGAGUUACGUUGUUGAAUUUACUGGACAUGAUGAUCCUAUGCACCCGUUCAAUUGGGUUGUGAGGAAGAAACUCGUCAUAGCUGUCAUUCUGUCGUACUGCACGCUUACCGCGUCUUUUGCCAGUGCCAUAUUCUCCUCUGCGGUUGACGCGGCUGGACACCAUUUCCACAUCAGCGUCGAAGUAGCGACUCUCGGCGUCUCGCUGUAUGUCACUGGAUUUGCUGCCGGACCAACGCUUUGGGCUCCGCUUUCCGAGUUGAAAAGACGCCGCCUACCUCUUCUCAUUGGCAUGUUCGGCUAUAGUGUCUUCACGAUCGGUAGUGCGACCUGCAAAGAUACUCAGACACUCAUGUUGACACGGUUCUUCGCUGGAUUCUUUGGAGCCAGUCCCCUAUCCAUCGUCCCAGCGUGCUUUGCAGACAUGUUUGAUAACGCACAACGUGGCAUAGCAAUUACAGCUUUCGCAAUGGCCGUCUUCGUGGGCCCGUUCCUCAGCCCGAUCAUUGGAGGUUUCAUCACAAUAAGCUCGAUCCAUUGGCGCUGGACGAUGUAUAUCAGUGCGAUUAUGGGGUUCUUGGGCUUGAUCGGCUUGGUAUUCUUCGUUCCGGAAUCAUACCCACCGGCAAUUCUGGUUGCCAAAGCGCAGGCCUUACGCAAGGCCACGAGGAACUGGGCGAUCCAUUCGAAGCAGGACGAAGUUGAAGUUGAUUUCCAUCAGUUGAUAACGAACAACUUUAGCCGUCCGAUAAGAAUGCUGGCCACGGAACCCUUAGUGUUGCUGGUAACCCUGUAUAUGUCCUUCAUCUACGGUCUGAUGUACGCUCUUCUGGGCGCCUAUCCUAUUGUAUUCGAGGGUGUGCACGGCAUGGGAGAAGGAGUUGGCAGCCUGCCGUUUCUCGGUCUUAUCGUGGGAGAGGCCGCUGGAGGCCUCUACAUCAUAUGCUUACAGAAAGGAUAUGUUAAGAAGCUGGAAGCAAAUAAUGACCAGCCCAUUCCUGAAUGGCGCCUCCCACCGGCCAUCAUUGGGGGCGUUGUUUUUACGAUUGGCAUAUUUUGGUUUGGAUGGACUGGAUUCUCCUCGUCGAUCCACUGGAUGGCACCCACUGCUUCUGGAGUCUUCAUUGGCUUCGGCAUCCUCUGUAUAUUCCUCCAAUGCUUUAACUAUCUCAUAGAUAGUUACAUCAGCUUUGCAGCAUCGGUGUUUGCGGCCAAUACAAUCCUACGAUCCCUGGUUGGAGCAGGCUUCCCCCUAUUCACACGCCAGAUGUUUGACAACCUCGGCAUCCAAUGGGCAGGAACGUUACUCGGCUGUCUGUCCGCGAUCAUGGUCCCAAUUCCGCUUGCGUUCAUUAUAUUUGGCCCAAGACUGCGAAAGAGAAGCAAGUUCGGCGAGCCUGACCACAGCCCAGACGAGGCUGAAGCGAAAGACAUCGAGAAGCCGGACGUGGACGAGACAUAG